Adelges cooleyi (spruce gall adelgid) is the source of this 1431-nucleotide messenger RNA. RefSeq lists its product as uncharacterized. Bases 187 to 1431 code for a protein of 414 amino acids. Gene Ontology annotation, molecular function: protein binding. The record is from RefSeq and is a predicted model, not a curated record. The transcript is spliced from 8 exons. Gene Ontology annotation, biological process: circadian behavior; adult locomotory behavior; modulation of chemical synaptic transmission. Lineage: Eukaryota; Metazoa; Arthropoda; Insecta; Hemiptera; Adelgidae.
ACUACAUCUCAAACGACUGAAGCAGAUCUUUUCUUUCCCUGAUAGGUGGAGGUAAUAAAACCAUGAUAGUUUGUUAGUGCAUUACUGUAUAACGGUCAUAUAGAAUCUCAAAAAAAGGAUGUGCCAAUAAAUGAAGGAUCAGCAACAUCAAUUAAAGUACUUCUUAAAUCUAUUUAUUCCGGUCGAAUGAAUUUAAGUGUUCUAGAGGAAGCAUUAAUUCUAAUUCUUACUCGUGACACGGCGUUUGCUAACGAAUUGGAUAUAUUCCGUGCGGUUUGUCGCUGGAUCAAAAAGAACCAAGACGAACUUGAACCUGAUGCUAAAACCAACAUUUUAUCUGCCAUCAGAUACCAGCUUAUGGAUGAUAAAGAACUGUCUGAAGUUAACCAAUCAGAGCUGGUUUGUUCGGAUGCAAUUAUUUUAGAUAUCAUUAAAUCAAGAAGCGAGUUCGUUCCAAAUGAACUCGAUUAUCGAGGACGAUUAGAACCCAAUGUGAAUCUCGCUCCGAGAAAGUUCUUCAAAAGUGGCGGUGGUACCAUGAGCAUGUUGGAUCAUCCAUCGAAUAUCAACUAUAUUGAAAUGAAGUUAAUAUGUAACGUAGAUUCAUGCGCAUUGCUGUUUGGAGAUCAUAAAGAUUCCCGUCUAAAGGAGGUGCCAAUAAAAGAAGGAUCAGCAACCUCAGUCAAUGUUCUCCUUAAAUAUAUUUAUUCUGGUAGAGUGGAUUUAAGUACUCUAGAGAGUAAAGUUAUUGUGGAAUUAUUAAUUCUCUCGAAUGUAUAUCGUUUUUCAAACUUACAAUUUUCACUGUCUGAGUAUUUACUGAGUAAAAUCGAUGAACACAAUGCAAGUUCGUUGUUUGUUGUGGGACUUUGCUAUCAAAUCAAAGAACUCGAAAUCGAAUCACUUAAUUUUAUCGACAUUCAUUCUUUGGAUGUAUUGCAAUCUGAAGAUUCCUUUUCUUUGACGCCCGAAGCAUUACUUCUAAUUCUUAAUCGUGACAUGGUGUAUGCUAAUGAUUUGGAUAUAUUCCGUGCGGUUUGUCACUGGAUAAAAAAAAAAAAAGACGAAAUUGAUGCUGAAGCUAAAACCAAAAUUUUAUCAGCAGUCAGAUAUCAGCUUAUGGAUGAUGAAGAACUGUCGGAAGUUAGGCGAUCAGAGCUGGUUAGUUUGGAUUCGAGUAUUUUGGAUGUCAUAAAAUUGAGUAUAGAGUCCCUCCCACAAGAAUUUAAAGAUCAAGGACGACUAGAACCUAAUGUGAAUUUCGCUGGAGAUACACCCAAAGAGCAUUUUCAAAUUGAUGGCGGUACCAUGAUCAUGUUGGAUCAUCCAUCGAAAAUAAACUAUAUUGAAAUGGAGUUAAGCGACAAACAAGCAAAGUAUGGUUCACUUAUCAAUAUUUCUAAUCAAAGAUUUAAUGUAAUUUUAUUUUAA